AUGCUCAGCGCAACUCCUUCUAACAACCAUUCUCUUUUUUCUUUUAGUCGUGAUGGGGAACCAAACCAAUUAAACGAUUCGACCGCCUCUUUCGAUUUCUUGCCCUCCGUCAGCUUUGAUGAUCUGCAGAGCAGUAUCGAAUCCGCUUCAACAGAUUUCAAGCUCACCCAAUUUCCGUCCCCUACUGGCGAAGGAGGCAUUCUCGAUACAAACAGAAGAGACGACAACAACAUGUCGCCAAGACCCCAGGCGACUUCGUCUUCGAAUGGUGCUACCACCCGCACCACAGCCCAUCCCAAUACUCGACCCAGCCGAUCAGGCUCGCUCUUGCGCCGACCUAGUAACUCUAGCAGACAGCCUGCUAAUACGCCUGGCAUUUCGGGCCCGACAGACCAUAUGAACGGGUCAGGCACGGCACGCUCUCGCCGACAAAACCAAUACCCUCCCGUAUCUAGCACUGUUGUGCCUCGACCUCCUCGAAAGUCAAUCGGUCCCGGUGUUAUCGGCGACGAUGGAGCUCGGCCUGCCCAAAAGCGGCGUCCUAGCCUCUUCUCUGAAGGGGCACCUACCGGCUCAGCCAGAGCCUCCAUGGAUGGAAACUCGUCAUGGCUGGAGAAUACAACAAGAAAUUUCUCCACCUCUAGGGCUGCCAAGGCAAAGUCGGUACAGCCGCCUCCAAGGCCCAGUCAAACAAACUUGGGCCUCGGCAACACCCUUACUCCAGAGCAGAAUCGACACUCGACACUUGCCCCACGGUCACCUCGUGUUGGAGGUCAAUUGAGUACGCCCUCGUCCAACAAGCGAGUCUCGAUGAUGCCUGGUGCCCAUCACUCUUCGCACGCGACCGGUCUCGGCGCGAGGACAAUUAGUCCCACGGAUACGAGGAGGAUGAAGCGUCUCUCGACAAUGCCACAGUCAUUGAGCCUUAGUCAUGUUUCUACACCACCACCUCCGCCACCGGUUUCAAUGGGCAACCCGAUAGAGAGGGCCGAAUCGAAAUCGCCUUCCAUGAUUCCAAGGAGAACUUCUGGGACGCCGUCGUCCUCAAGAACGACCCCGGAUCUCAAUCGUAAAUCUUACCACUCUGGCCUGUCGGCUACCUCAUGCCUCAGUCUGAACUCGGCAAGGACAUCGACUGGAUCGUUGCAUCGUAUAUCUGGAUCUUCUUCUACAUCACGCCUACCUGCGCCAAAACACACGACAGUUCACAAUCCCAUGCCGGCCGAUGACGAUGAAUAUGUUCCUCCUGUCCCUGCUAUACCAAAAGCAUAUGAAUCACCAAAAGACUCACCUGCUGAUACUUAUUUCAUGGAGAAGAAGAAGACCGCACUCAGCAACAUGGAUGUUAUGGGCAUCAACUCCAACUCAACGGGAGUGAUAUCCAUGCCUGUAUUCCCUGAACCCACAAAGUUACAGAGAAAGCCGAGCGGUCCUCGACAGCCCUACGCACCCAGUUUAGCUACCCAACCCGAUAACAAAGCCACACCCCCGAACAAGAGGCACCUGCAGCCCUUACGACUGCCACCGAUUAACUUGGGUCCACUGAGCACCCCAACAACUAACAAAAUUGCAGCGUUGCAAGAUCACGAUAGUACAAGCAGACAUCAUACUCCGCCACCAGCUCGGCAAUUGCCCAAGACACCGACGACCCCUAUGACAGCUUCCAAGAGCUCUUUCUUCGCAAAGACCCGCCAUGGCGAUACCCCAGAGCUUCCUUCUUUGAGGAGUAGCAGCUCGGUACACCAUGCACAUCUUACGCCUACGCCCCCCGAUGCUAGUUCGACAGAAUCCUCAUUGGCUUUCAAGGAACUCGAUCACAAGCAGAGCAUGUCGCCAUUUUUGUCGUCGUCCCUUCCCAAAGGGGGAGCAGAUCAUGGUUUCUUGAAGAGAUCAAGGACGGGCGCUGAUUUCACGACGUUGGAUGAAAACGUUUUUCAGGACAAAGUUCACCAGAAGCCUGCUGGUCCUCGAGCGCCCAAGGAUACUGAAUCUAUUCCUAAGUCCCCUCCUCCUGAACCGGUAUUGGACGAACCUCAAACCCCUUCUUCCAUGAGCUCCAUUCGGCGAAAGCUUAGCCUCUCAUGGAAGCGCGGAACUUCCAAAAGCAACCUUACCACCCCUGCGGAUGCUCUCGAAAAUGCAAGUGCAAAACAGCCAGAAGAACCCAUGCCACCACCUAGGAUCCCGAUUUCUUCCACUCUCAACAACCUAUCCAGUGUUAAGCAAGCCAGUCCAUCUCCUACCGUGAAGCAACCACCCGGUGGGUAUCUCGAGUCGAGGAGGCGUAAAAGCUCAGGUGGAAGCCUCAAUGGAUUUAUUUCACACGACAAAACCAAGAGCGACUCUUGGACCACCAAGAAGCCUGCACCUGAUCCUUCGACAAUGCCAGUAGCUCGUAACACCUCUGUCAUGCAGAAGAUUCUUCGACCAAGAAACUCUUCAGGCAUUGCGAAAGGCCCUGAUUCAUGGUCUGCCGACCUUGAUAAGGAUGACGUGGCGGCCGAGGAGGAGAUGGCCAAGCUCGGCUCUCGGCGUAAGGAGACAGAUGUUGCCGCUAGAACUCUCGACGCGCUUAGAAAGCGAGCGACACCGAAGGAACGAGUCGGUGCUCACGAAGCUAUUCGUAUUGCCAUGCUCAAUAUCUAUGAGCGGGGUGAGAUCGUGGACUACACCGAUGUCUUCUUCUGCGGAACCCAAAACGCUCACAAGGUCGUUGGUGAUCUUCAAUCUGAUGCACCCAACUUCGGCUACGAUGACGAGCGCGGUGACUAUACCAUUGUGUCAGGGGACCACCUUGCGUACCGAUACGAAGUCAUUGAUGUUCUUGGAAAGGGAAGUUUCGGGCAAGUCGUAAGAUGUAUUGACCACAAGACUGGCGGCCUGGUCGCGAUCAAGAUCAUCAGGAAUAAGAAGAGGUUUCAUCAACAAGCUCUCGUUGAGGUCAACAUCUUGCAGAAGCUUCGUGAAUGGGACCCCAAGAACAAGCACAGCAUGGUCAAUUUCACACAAAGCUUUUACUUCCGUGGCCAUCUCUGUAUCUCUACAGAGUUGCUAGAUAUGAAUCUCUACGAGCUCAUCAAGGCCCAUGCUUUCCGAGGGUUCUCGAUCAAGAUCAUACGGCGAUUCACUAAACAGAUCCUUAGUUCGCUCAACCUACUAAAACAACACAAAGUCAUUCAUUGCGAUCUCAAACCCGAAAACAUUCUCUUGCGUCAUCCUCUUCACGCCGAAAUCAAGGUCAUUGACUUCGGUUCCAGCUGUUUUGAAAACGAGAAGGUGUAUACAUAUAUUCAGUCAAGAUUCUAUCGCUCACCUGAAGUCAUCCUCGGCAUGACUUACGGGAUGCCUAUCGACAUGUGGAGUGUUGGCUGUAUCCUGGCAGAGCUAUACACAGGCGUUCCUAUUUUCCCUGGCGAAAAUGAACAGGAGCAACUUGCGUGUAUCAUGGAGGUGUUUGGACCCCCCGAAAAGCAUUUGAUCGAAAAGAGUACUCGCAAGAAGCUGUUUUUUGAUUCGAUGGGCAAACCCCGUCUCACGGUAUCUUCAAAAGGUCGCAGACGCCGGCCUUCUUCCAAGACUCUGCAACAAGUGCUUAAAUGCGAUGAUGAAGUGUUCUUGGACUUUUUGGCACGCUGUCUUCGCUGGGAUCCGGAACGACGACUAAGACCUGAGGAUGCGAUUCGGCACGAGUUUAUUACUGGGCGUAAGAUGCCCAUUCCUCGGAUGCCACCCACCCGCGAAUCUUCACCUAUGAAGCGACAUAACACUAUCUCCACUCCACGACCCCUCCCAGACCCUCCGGGCACUGGUGCCAAACCUUUGGGAUCCCUACGAACUGGAGCCAGUCCUCAUAAGCCAAUCUCAGGUGCCGUCCGCAAAGCCUCAGGGACGAUGGGACCUACCAGCUCCAUGCCCACUAAACGAACGAGUGCCGGCACGACUGGACUUACACAGGUAGCGAGCGGCUUGCCUCGAGCUGCUGGUAGGAGUGUGAGUGCAAAGCAUGACCUGGCUGCUGCUGGUGCAACGGCUGCCAUGAGUCGACGAUUAUAG
This is a messenger RNA of Fusarium sp. VM40, 4053 nucleotides long. NCBI's taxonomy places the organism in Eukaryota, Fungi, Ascomycota, Sordariomycetes, Hypocreales, Nectriaceae. The record is from the annotation of a GenBank genome assembly.